Messenger RNA from Carassius auratus (goldfish), 1743 nucleotides. RefSeq lists its product as uncharacterized. The record is from RefSeq and is a predicted model, not a curated record. The transcript has 8 exons. Lineage: Eukaryota; Metazoa; Chordata; Actinopteri; Cypriniformes; Cyprinidae. Bases 108 to 1337 code for a protein of 409 amino acids.
UUUUACUUUUUAAAUGCCCUGUUUGUUUCGAGAAGACGGAUUCGAAGUUUCUAGCCACUUUAAGCGCACAUUGUUUCUGUUUAUAAUCUGCUCACGAAGCUACGAAGAUGCUUCGCUCCAGAAUCUCAAAUUUGCCAUUUGUGGAUGGAGCGCACGACAUGUAUACGACAACUAACAAAAGCCACUUUAAAUUAGCAGACACCACAGUCGCGCCGAAACGAGACAUUAUCCUUCAGCCGGUCUCACCAGACUUCCAGCACAGAGACCAGAAUUACCUCGGAGUAAAGCACCAGACGGAGACAGCGCUGUCCUUCCCGCCGCAUCCAGCAGCUGCUGUCACGCAGCCAACACUGACCCACCUCACGAUGCUGAAAACCAACUUUAAACUGCAUUCAGAAGACAGCUGCGGAGACUUUAAGACCACUCAGUCUGAUGAGCUAAAGCCCCUACCGAUGUGUGCCGCCAAAAUCAUUCGUCCCCUGAAUGCAGUCAUGACAAGCCUCUCUGAGGACAAAUAUCCUGAGCCCACUUAUAGAGCUUCCUACAUCAAACAUAAAGUGUCCCGGACCCUCAGAGCAAAGCAGUCGGCUAAAACAGGUGUCGGAUCAAGUCUAAUCAUGGACAGAAGGGACAGAUUCCGUUCCAGUUAUCAUGAGCAGUUCCAGUACAGAUGGUCUCCUCGUCCUCCUCAGUCCACAGAGAAGCAACAAAUUCAGUGUUCAUCUGUGGCGAUGGGAGAUCAUGAAAAGACAACGGACAAGCUAACAAUGUAUUCUUCCUCAUUCAGACAAUCGGAUGGCCACGGUGCUGCUGAAUUCAAAGAAUGUCUGCUUCCUAAGAUAAGUAAAUGUCGGCCCAUCAACCUUCGGGAAGUUCCUGACCACAAAUGGACAACAGCCUUAUUUGAAGAUUUUCAUGCGUACAAAGGAGGCUCUAUUCACCUAGAGCGCAGAUGCCCGACUCUCAGCUCUGUGUUCAAAGGAAAGAUACUGAUGGACAAUAAGGACAGGCUGUCAACAACAAACCAGUGCUUUUUCCCGAAGAUAAAGCGCUCCCAGUUCUCAGUGCAUGUGGACGGAGCCGGGAUCAGGACUUUGAGCAAUGUUAAACUCGGGAGGCCUGAUCUAGAUGACACAACAGCACAGGAGCAGCUCCCAUCAAAAGAGGCGGUCCAUCCCAAACCUCCGAUCUACUCGCCUAGCCAUGUUCUGUGUGAGCAAGAACCAGAUCGGAUGCUCACAACCAUGCAAAAAGAUUUUGCUCCUCUGAACUCUAGAAGACAGAAAAUGAGCCCAAGCCAGCUUCAGCAGGUUAAGGAAAGCCAUAUCAGGCCCUGACACAGCGAACAUGACUUCAGGACAACACACAACAAAGCAUUUGUUCCCAAACCUUACUGCAAGGCAUCCCUGGAAAAGCCACUUCUUCAGCACAUCAGCAAUAUGCCGUUUUGAGUUGAAAAUGUCUGAAUCACGGAAAACGUCUCUAUUCUAAACAAAUGUCAUUUUCUGGCGGAAAGCCUCCUUUAGUGUAUUGUUCAUGCAUAUUCAAUUCAACUCCGAAAUCCAACUAAACUCUAGCAUACAAUAAUAACCAACACGGACAAUGACUGUUAUGAUGGAUUUGAUAUUGUUGAUGACGACAAACACAUUUAUGCAUAAACUGGCUUAAAAAGGACACAUACAUUUGUUUAGAGUGCAGACCUUUUUUGUUUUUGACUUUAUUAAAAAGCAUGCAUGUUUCAAA